Chrysochloris asiatica (Cape golden mole) is the source of this 1230-nucleotide messenger RNA. RefSeq names its product RAB33A, member RAS oncogene family (gene RAB33A). Bases 384 to 1097 code for a protein of 237 amino acids. Gene Ontology annotation, cellular component: Golgi apparatus; endosome. NCBI's taxonomy places the organism in Eukaryota, Metazoa, Chordata, Mammalia, Afrosoricida, Chrysochloridae. Gene Ontology annotation, biological process: Rab protein signal transduction. The record is from RefSeq and is a predicted model, not a curated record. The transcript is spliced from 2 exons. Gene Ontology annotation, molecular function: GTPase activity; GTP binding.
GGAGGGUCUAGGCCCAGGCGCAGGGGAGCAGCAGCAGCGCCAGGAGCACCACCGGGUGGCAAGCCCCAGCAUCCCUGUCUGAGGACAGAGGCGACUCCAGGCGUGUCCGUGCCCACUCUCCUCCAUCGCUCCUCCUCUCCCAGUUUUUGUAUUGGGGCCUCAGAGCUCCCAUGAGGGUGCACUGAAGGAGGGGGGCCGUGGUGAGAGCACCCCCUUCCCGCGCGCGCGCGCACACACACGCUCCUGGCGCACGCACACCCAGGCAGACCGACACACACGCACGCACACACGCACACCACUCGUUCGCCUCGAGCGCAGGAACGUGGCCGUUGUCUUUGUGUGGAGCCCUCGAGGGGGUCGGGCACCUGGCCGGUCCCGGGGAGAUGGCGCAGCCCAUCCUGGGCCAGGGGAGCCUGCAGCCCGCCUCAGCCGCUGGUCUGGCCGCCCUGGAGCUCGACUCUUCUCUGGACCAGUACGUGCAGAUUCGCAUCUUCAAAAUCAUCGUGAUCGGGGACUCCAACGUGGGCAAGACCUGCCUGACCUUCCGCUUCUGCGGAGGUACCUUCCCAGACAAGACUGAAGCUACCAUCGGCGUGGACUUCAGGGAGAAGACGGUAGAAAUCGAGGGCGAGAAGAUCAAGGUUCAGGUGUGGGACACAGCGGGUCAGGAACGUUUCCGCAAGAGCAUGGUAGAACAUUACUACCGCAAUGUGCAUGCUGUGGUCUUUGUCUAUGAUGUCACCAAGAUGACAUCCUUCACCAACCUCAAAAUGUGGAUCCAAGAAUGCAAUGGGCAUGCUGUGCCCCCACUAGUCCCGAAAGUGCUUGUGGGCAACAAGUGUGACUUGAGGGAACAGAUCCAGGUACCCUCCAACCUAGCCCUGAAAUUUGCUGAUGCCCACAACAUGCUCUUAUUUGAGACAUCAGCCAAGGACCCCAAAGAGAGCCAGAACGUGGAGUCAAUUUUCAUGUGCCUGGCUUGCCGAUUGAAGGCCCAGAAAUCUCUGCUGUACCGUGAUGCUGAGAGGCAGCAGGGGAAGGUGCAGAAACUGGAGUUCCCACAGGAAGCCAACAGUAAAACUUCCUGUCCCUGUUGAAACCAAACGUUGUAAAUACGAGCUAAAUGAUCACGGGAGUUUUUGCUUUCACUUUUUUUUCUGUGCCUGCAAUAAAGCUGACACCUGCUUGUUUCCAUACAAGUUGAUAUUAAAAUAAAAUUUGUAUAGAUUA